Molecule: messenger RNA, 3540 nt
Organism: Zea mays
Lineage: Eukaryota; Viridiplantae; Streptophyta; Magnoliopsida; Poales; Poaceae
Exons: 10
Coding region: 1412-3280 (622 amino acids)
Biological process (GO): glucan catabolic process
Molecular function (GO): beta-glucosidase activity
Source: RefSeq, a predicted model, not a curated record
AGGGGAAGGCGGCUUUCUAGGGCCUUCUUCCAGGCUCGCCAGCUUGCUCCACCGACCAUUCCUCCUGGCUUCGUCCCGACACGGAGACGAGACGAGGCCACAAAAUGCUGAAAACCUUCGUGGGCGGAUGGAUGUGGAUUUGCGAACCACCUGCCCUGUCUGGGCUGGGGCUGGGGCUGGGGCUGUAGGCCCUGUAGCGGAGGAGGCGACGCUGAUGCGUGAUCGUAGUGGGGGCGGCGCGUCGGUCGUACACGUACCCAUCCAUGGUGGAGUAGUGGUAGUGGUGGUGGAGAGUGAUGAGUGACCAGCUCGCCACCCUGGGUUCUGAUGAAAUUCCCGCUGCCUGGUGCCAGCCAGCCGCGCGGAGGAGCUCGCUGAUGGACGCGCGCUGCACGCGGGGAAUCGUUCCGGAUUUGUUUAUUUGUGCGAGCAAUCUGCCUUGCUUGCACGCUGCCCAUGCCCAGCUAGCAUGCUGAAAAAUCUCUUGCGUAAUUGUUUUUUAUUAUCAGAAUGAAAUAUUUGGCCUGUACCAGUUUUUGUUUAGUGGUUAUGGGGUAGGCUUGGUCUCCUAAUUUAAAUCCACAGCUUUCCCAAUCGGUUGUGCUGUCCUAAUCUGUGCCACUUCCACGGUCUGGACCUGGCGUGCCGAUGCACGAUUGCCUGUGGAUUGGAGUUGCGUCUUCGGCUCCGACGUCGCUGUCCGAGCCAUGAAACAAUUCGCCGCAGCGGCAGCAGGCCGGGCGAGGCGUGCGAGUUCCACAUUUUCUUAGCGUCUCGUAGACCAGAUCGUCCCUGUUGAGAUGCCCGCAUGCGCGUGGGGGGCAAGACUGCCCUGCACUUCCCAAAUAUUCUAGCCUGGUGGGCAGUGGGAGGGGAGAUCGAGGUGGACGAUUGCAGCUUUGGAUUAUUCAGAACCGAUGGCGCGAGACCGACCAAUCAUGGCCGCUGAUCUUAUCCACAGCGACAUUCCAACUGAUAGAUGCCGCUCACUCUUGGUGCUGCGUUCCACGAGCCUGAGAGUAGUGGUGGAGGUCGAGAGACGGCCGUCUGCUCAGCCGUCGUUGGCGACGGCUCGUUUCAGGGUCCCCCACCUACUAAUCACGACCCUGGCCUCUCUCGAUUCUGUUGCCUUGCCAUUGCCAUCAUCCACCCUCAUGCAUGUCGGUGCAACGCCCAUGGGCAUCCACUGGUGCUUAUAAGAGGAAUAAUCCGGCUUCCGUUCCUCUGAGGACAUCCUCGGCCUUCCAGGGCAGCAACCACGAAAGCCUUCUGCGCGGGGUGCUUUCCUCGCAGCAAAUAUUCCUGCCUUUUGCAUUCCGGCUUUGCAAGUUCCUUGCUUUGGGCAUAUAUAUUGUGAGGUCUCUAUAUAUAUAGGUGGUUCGAGGUGAUCGGCAGAACCACACAGGCAAAGAUGGCGAGCGUGCACAAGGCCACCACCCUUGUUCUCAUGUUCUGCCUGCUAGCGCUGGGGAGAGCGGAGUACCUCAAGUACAAGGACCCAAAGCAGCCCGUCGCUGUUCGCAUCAAGGACCUGCUGGGUCGGAUGACUCUCGCCGAAAAGAUCGGCCAGAUGACGCAGAUCGAGAGGGAAAACGCCACGGCCGACGCGCUGGCCAAAUACUUCAUAGGUAGCGUGCUGAGCGGCGGAGGCAGCGUGCCUGCUCCUCAGGCGUCUGCUCAGGCUUGGGCCGCCAUGGUGACCGAGAUGCAGAAGGGCGCUCUUUCUACGCGUCUGGGUAUACCGAUCAUCUACGGUAUCGAUGCAGUGCAUGGGCACAACAACGUCUACAAAGCUACUAUUUUCCCUCACAACGUCGGGCUUGGAGCUACCAGGGACCCUGACCUCGUUAAGAGAAUUGGAGAAGCAACUGCUCUUGAAGUUAGAGCUACUGGAAUUCCUUACGCCUUUGCUCCCUGUAUAGCGGUCUGUAGAGAUCCAAGAUGGGGACGUUGCUAUGAGAGCUACAGUGAGGAUCCAAAGGUUGUCCAGUCACUGACUUCACUCAUCUCUGGCCUGCAAGGUGACGCUCCUGCGGAUUCCGCGGGAAGGCCGUAUGUUGGGGGAAGUAAGAAGGUUGCUGCAUGCGCGAAGCACUAUGUCGGUGAUGGUGGAACGCAUAACGGAAUCAACGAGAACAACACGAUCAUCGACACACACGGGCUGCUGAGCAUCCAUAUGCCUCCUUACUACAACUCUAUCAUCCGAGGUGUCUCCACGGUCAUGGUCUCCUACUCCAGCUGGAACGGAGUGAAGAUGCACGCGAACCAUUUCCUGGUCACGGAUUUUCUCAAGAACAAGCUCAAGUUUAGGGGUUUUGUGAUUUCCGACUGGGAGGGCAUUGAUCGGAUCACUACUCCUCCUCACGCCAACUACUCUUACUCAAUUGAGGCUGGUGUUGGUGCUGGAAUUGACAUGAUCAUGGUUCCAUUCAGAUACACAGAAUUCAUCGACGAUCUGACGACACAAGUUCAGAACAAGGUCAUCCCCAUGAGCAGAAUCGACGACGCCGUCUACAGGAUCCUUCGUGUCAAGUUCACCAUGGGUCUGUUCGAGAACCCUUACCCCGACUCUAGCCUCGCCGGCGAGCUCGGGAAGCAAGAACACCGGGAACUGGCGCGCGAAGCCGUCAGGAAAUCCCUUGUUCUCCUGAAGAACGGCAAGUCCUCCUACGCUCCGUUGCUGCCCCUCCCGAAGAAGGCCGGCAAGAUCCUGGUCGCCGGCAGCCACGCCAACGACCUGGGCAACCAGUGCGGGGGGUGGACGAUCACGUGGCAAGGAAGCAGCGGCAACACCACUGCCGGCACGACGAUCCUCUCCGGGAUCGAGGCCACCGUGGACCCCAGCACGCAGGUGGUGUACUCGGAGAGCCCGGACAGCGGCGUGCUGGCCGACAAGUACGACUACGCGAUCGUGGUGGUCGGUGAGCCGCCAUACGCGGAGACGUUCGGCGACAACCUGAACCUGACGAUCCCGGCGCCCGGGCCGAGCGUGAUCCAGUCGGUGUGCGGGGCCGCCAAGUGCGUAGUGGUCCUCAUCUCCGGCAGGCCGCUGGUGGUGGAGCCGUACCUGGGCGACAUGGACGCGCUGGUGGCGGCGUGGCUGCCGGGGUCGGAGGGGCAGGGCGUGGCGGACGUGCUGUUCGGCGACUACGGGUUCACGGGGAAGCUGCCGCGGACGUGGUUCAAGUCGGUGGACCAGCUGCCCAUGAACGUGGGCGACGCGCACUACGACCCGCUCUUCCCGUUCGGCUUCGGACUCACCACCAAGGGCACGAAGUGAGUGAGUGUGAGGCGCUCUGAUGGGAUGUGGCCUGUGAGUGAGCUGUGUAUUCGUGGGCGGGCGUGAGGCUCUUUGGCUUUCGAAUUGGUUGGGGGUGACGGGCGGCGAGUCGUGUACGCCGCACACAUUGCGCAGCGUACGUUGGGUUGGGAUGUUUGCGUCUGGGUAAUAACAGUGAUGCAUUCUUGAGAUGGUUGCUGUUAGUGUGGGUUGUUUGGAAUGAACAAUAAGAUCAGGCGCGUUACAUUGGCACGCUACUA